CUUACAAUGGUUAUCACUUCAACUGUAUCCUGUGGUGGCUAUCUUUCAACCGUAGUCGCCACACGUGACAACUACGGUCGAAAGAUAGCCACUGUAGGAUACAGUUGAAGAAAAUUAUGUAUAUUAUAUAACAAAAUGAUGCAGGCAACAGGCAGAAGUCAUACAACAUCAUGAUGAGAAUGUUAGCAAUACUGGACAAGGCGAAGCCUGACAAAGAAAGUAUAAGUGGCCUAAACUUGGCGGCGGUCAGGCAUACGACCGUUCAAGUAACUAGACUGCCAUCACUAGCUCAGGAUAGCCUGCCGUGAAUGGAGUUCUUGCCGGUAUUCAUCAGGUACACUCUGCUUUUCUGAUUGUCUGGAAUAUUCAUUCUAACAACAAUAAACACUUGUUGAUAGUUUUAUGUGGUUGUCCCUCCACACCAUUGGAUUUUACAGUCUACAAUUGUCAAUUUCUCCAUGAAUGUAUUUCCUUUGCCAGGUUACAACCAUAACAGCCACAGGGAACUGUGAAAUAAUUAUUUCACACUACAAAUUUCGUUUCAGAUGUGGAGGCUCUGCCUGCAACUGGUGGCCAUUGCAGCACUUUGUCUAUGCACCCUUGCCGAAGCUCAAUCAGGCUUAUUCCAAUUAGCAGACAAAAGAUAUACAAAUAAAUAUUGUGGCAGGAAACUAUCAAACAUGCUUCAAUUUGUGUGUAAUGGAAAUUACUACCCAAUGUUCAAGAAGACAUCACAAGAUGUGGAAGACAUGAAUGACUCUGAUUUCUGGAUACAGACUACGCCUAUAGAUGAACAGGAAGUACAGUUUCCAUUCCGUUCAAGAUCAAAGGCAGUAACAGCUGUGCCUGGAUCAUUCAGAAGACAUACACGCGGAGUUUAUGAUGAAUGUUGUCGCAAAAGUUGUACAAUACAAGAAAUGGCAAGCUAUUGUGGAAGAUGAUAAUCUAUGCAUGUAUGAACCCCUCAGAAGAAAUGUGGCACAUGCCUUGUUUCGCAACAUAAAAGGUUUCCAGUUUGGGUCUGAAAUAAAAUCUAAGACUAUAAACAAAAUUAUGGCACUGGAAAAUAUCACCAUUCAUUACGUUUGCCACCAUUUAUUACAUUCUCAAUGCAACAUAUUUUCUCAUCCCUAUUUUACUUAUGCUAGAGCUAGUCCCUAUUAAUAGGUCCAGAGACAGGGACUAGUUCUAACACUGGCCCCAAUGGAAUAGGCUUUUUAUCUGAGAACAGAGACAGAGUCCAAUCUCUGAAACGUGACUUAAAAUAAAAAGCAGGAUGAUGGAUGUCAAGAAAAAAAUCAUUAUCUUCAUGUGCAAAAUGUCAAGAUAAACUUGUUAUUAAAAAUAUAUUGAUAAACACUGAUCACUGAUUAUACUGCUUUAUUCUUUGUACAACUCCAUAUUUUGGGGCAGUUCUUUACAAUCAUGAAUCUUCCAAAAACUGUGUAAAUACUACCAUUUGGUCUGAUAUUACAUACACAAUGCUGCUUUCAUUGUAUUCACGAUCCUUACUUUCAUUUCUAUGAGCACUCACUUGUAGAAGAACCCAACGACUUUCUUAACUGCACCAAUUUUAAUUCUCUAAAGGACUGCUAGUGCUUGAACAUAAGACUGUCUAUGUUCUCUUUCUUAGAUUCUACAAUAUUAGAGGAAAAUAAAAAAAAAAUAAUAAGAAUCAAAGAUAAAUGGGGCAAGGAACACAAAACAUGUGUUUAACCAAGGAGCUCUAGUAUUAGUGACACAGCAACACUGCUUUACCUAGGAAAACAAUUCAAUCUUUAUUUUGGACUGUCCAGGUGGGGGGGUGGGGGGCUGCACUGACCUGCUAACCUAUACAUAACUAACUUAAAACCAAAUAUUUUCAUUGGCCCAUAUCACCUUCCUUCUGUGUGGCUCAUAAACCAGAACAAAUGAAACAUUUCAUCUUUAAUAGAUUGUGACUUACUGAACAAAACAACAUUUUGUAUAUACUGCAACUGGUGUUCAGAACACUGAAGCAUUUUGGCAUUUGUCACUGUUUACAAAUAAAACCAUUCACGAUCUAGGUUCUCUGUUUUAUGCUCUCCUACAAUUAUUUAAGAAUUUGUAGGUCCCGAUGGUGUCUCUACUUUGACGUAGUGGAGGGGCUUGCGUUGUCAAAUGACCCUGAGAGCUAUGCCGGCAGUAGCAUAGCUACUGGUAGGGCCACCCAUGCUGGACAGGUCGAAGGUGAUGACCCAGACUAAAAGAGAUACCCUGGCCCUCCAGGUUGGAGGUUGGGCGAGAGGCUGACGACCUCUCACCGUAAGAAAAUAUAAAUAUCUCAAAACCUGGAAUCAAGCCUUGGAAACCUCAACAGAAUGGAAGACGACAUUUGGCAAAGAAUAUGCUACUCUCUAGGUACAUGGAAUGUGAAAACCCUCAAUAAACCGGGUGCCAUGAAAUCGGUACUAGAACAGAUAAGUACAAUAUGAAAAUCACAGCCAUACAGGAAACUAGAUGGCUGGGUAAAGGAAUCAUGGACUUAAAGAAACACACUGUGUUACAGUGGUAAAGCAGAAGGCAAUAAGGAAUUUGGUGUAGCCUUUGUAAUAGAAUGAGAAUUUAAAAGCGCAAUAAUAGACUUUAAACCAAUAAGUGAAAGAAUUUGCACUUUGAGAAUUAGAACGAAAUUUUUCAAUAUGACGGUGAUGAAUGUGCACGCACAUACAGAAGAAAAAGAGGACAUCAAAGACUAUUUCUAUCAACAAAUUGAAGAGAGAUAUGAUUCAAUACCAAGUAAUGACAUAAAGGUUAUUUUAGGGGAUCUUAAUGCCAAAUUAGGUAAAGAGAAGGAACACAUAGAAGUAACUGGGUCAGAAAUUCACAUGAUACAACCAACCAUAAUGGAAUAAAAUUAAUAGAUUUUGCAGAAAGUAAUAACUUGAUCAUCAGCUCUACAUACUUCCCGCAUAAAGAUAUAUAUAAAAGGACAUGGGCAGCACCGGAUGGGGUAACCUUCAAUCAAAUAGAUCAUGUCCUCAUAGAGAAGUGAUUUGCGAUGAAAAUCCUGGACGUAAGAACAUUAAGAGGGGCCAACUGUGAUAGUGAUCAUCAUUAAGUACAGGUCAAAUAUAGAUGUAAAAUAAGCUGUCAAAGAUCUAAGCAGUAUGAGAAAUGUAAGAAAUUUAAUAUUGACAAGAUUACGGAGAGUGAUAAGAGAGAAGCAUUUCAAAAUAAAAUUAAAGAAAUUAAUGACAAUAGAGCAAAUAAAGAAAUAACGGUAGAAGAUAUAUGGGUAGAUUUCAAAACUGCAAUAAUUAUAGAAGCUGAGAAGACUCUGGGAUAUCAAGGGAAACAGGAUAAUAGGGAAUGGUUCAACGAGGAAUGUAGGGAGAGUAUAAACCUCAAGAAUAAGAAAUAUAUGGAAAGACCAACAAGAGCAAGGAAUGAGGCGUAUGAAGAAGGAAAGCAGACAAGAUUUGCAGGAAAAAGAAACAAGCCUUUCUAAAUGAGCAAUUACUGCA
Messenger RNA from Cryptotermes secundus, 3485 nucleotides. Its product is annotated as LIRP. Lineage: Eukaryota; Metazoa; Arthropoda; Insecta; Blattodea; Kalotermitidae. The transcript has 2 exons. Gene Ontology annotation, molecular function: hormone activity. The record is from RefSeq and is a predicted model, not a curated record. Bases 546 to 941 code for a protein of 131 amino acids. Gene Ontology annotation, cellular component: extracellular region.